AUGGACGAGUUUCUUCGCGUGCGGCGCCUCACCGCGCCCGCGAACAAGAGGGCGAACACGAGGUCGGGGCGGCCGAAGCUGACGAAGGAGAAACCGCCGGGGGCGAAGCGUUUUCAGAAGCCCAAAGCGCCGGCGAAGGAACCGUGGACCGGGGACUCGAAAUCCAAAAACGACAAGAAGGCGACGCCCGCGGCGAAGCCACGCGGGACGCAGGGGAAGAAAGCGACCGUGCGCGCGGCGACCGCGCCGACGACGUGA
Messenger RNA from Micromonas pusilla CCMP1545, 258 nucleotides. RefSeq lists its product as uncharacterized. NCBI's taxonomy places the organism in Eukaryota, Viridiplantae, Chlorophyta, Mamiellophyceae, Mamiellales, Mamiellaceae. The coding region runs from base 1 to 258 and encodes 85 amino acids. The record is from RefSeq and is a predicted model, not a curated record. The transcript has a single exon.